This is a messenger RNA of Cyphellophora europaea CBS 101466, 1224 nucleotides long. RefSeq lists its product as uncharacterized. The coding region runs from base 1 to 1224 and encodes 407 amino acids. The transcript has a single exon. Gene Ontology annotation, molecular function: 6-phosphogluconolactonase activity; protein binding. The record is from RefSeq and is a predicted model, not a curated record. NCBI's taxonomy places the organism in Eukaryota, Fungi, Ascomycota, Eurotiomycetes, Chaetothyriales, Cyphellophoraceae.
AUGGCGUCACUCGCUCUGGCGACCUUUGCCCUGUGCUGGUAUCAUCUAUGUACAGCACAGACCUUCUCAGACAAUAUUCUUGUGGCAUCCAACAAUGGAAUUAUUUACACCAUCCAUUUCUGGGAAGAUGGUCUGCAGUAUAGUCUCUCUGAAGUCAAUCGACAUGCCGGCUGCGGAACAAACCCUACCUGGCUCACACUAGAAUCUGAUCGUCUAUGGUGCCUGGACGAAGGACUGCUGUCAGGUCAGGCGAGUAUCAACCGGUUCGCGGUGUCUCCUGAUGGAAGUCUCACUCGCAGAGAGGGACUUAAUAUCUCUGCAGGCCCAGUUCAGAGCGUCGAGAUCGACAACGGACGAGGUCUCGCAAUCGCCUGCUAUGGGGGAGAUCCUCCCGUUCAGGGAGGAAUCACCACUCUCGCGACAACGAUCAACGGUAGUAUUGAGGGUGGCAAGUUUCUUGUACUACCACCUCUAGAAUCACCGGGGCCGGAGCCGGCACAGACAGUUGCGCGGCCUCAUGGAAUAUUCCUCGAUCCCUCUGAUCGUUUCCUUGUUGUGCCCGAUCUCGGAGCUGACAUGAUCAGAGUGUUCUCCAUGCAGAAUGGAAGCGGUAGUAUCCAACUCGAGAAUCAGGCCAAGAUGCUGGCAGGUUCUGGUCCGCGGCAUGCCGCCUUCUGGACACACAACAACGCCACGGACCGAUUGGGGCCUGCCUAUCUAUACGUUGUGUCCGAGUUCGUGAGCACUAUCACGGUCUUCAGAGCCGUAUAUUCGUCGACAUCACUGGCACUCGAAUACACUGGCCAAACGCUAUCGACGCUCGGGAACUACAGCAACGCGACGGCUGUUGCCGCCGCUGCUGAAAUUGCGAUCAGUCCAGACAACAGAUUUUUGAUAGUGUCCAAUCGCAACGACACGUCAUUUGCCUCCCCGUCAUCCGACUCUUUGGCGGUCUUCAAGAUCUGUCAGAGUGACGGCAGUCUGGAGUUUCAGCAGCUAGCACGCGCUGGGGGCAACUGGCCACGACAUUUUGAUCUGAGCCCUGAUGGUCGCAGGAUGGUGGUUGCUCUGCAACGAGAUUCGAAAAUCGUCGUCUUGGCCCGAGACAUCCAAACAGGUAGCAUUGGUAACAUCAUCGCUACCAUGGACAUCGAUUCUACGGACGCUGACGGGAAAGAAGCUGGUCUGAAUGCAGCUAUAUGGAUGCGGACUCCGCAAGCGUAA